This is a messenger RNA of Botrytis porri, 1581 nucleotides long. RefSeq lists its product as uncharacterized. The transcript has a single exon. The coding region runs from base 1 to 1581 and encodes 526 amino acids. The record is from RefSeq and is a predicted model, not a curated record. NCBI's taxonomy places the organism in Eukaryota, Fungi, Ascomycota, Leotiomycetes, Helotiales, Sclerotiniaceae.
AUGGCACCCAGAGCUAAACCAAUUAAUUCCUCCUCAAAGAGUAAGGGACUCAUUGAGAAAGAGGAUAUAUUCCCCACCAUCGUUCAUUCAAACUCCGUCACCCCUCUCCAGGACUCUCUUCUCAAUUCUCCUUUCAAUUCCAACUUCGAAGACAAUGGCGACCUUCAAGCUCAGCAUAACCUGGAAGAAUCAAUUGAUCCAGAGUUGACGCAAAACAACGCCGUCAAUCCUUCUCUCGACCCAGAUUUCAAUCAUGCAUUUUCCUUUGAGGUUGAUCCUUCAUUGGGUCUGGAUUCAAAUUUCCCAGAGUCUGCGCCAGAUUCAUAUUCAAUUAAUCCAACAAAUCAAUAUGAGUCCAAUGGCGAGUUUGCUGAGUAUAUCCCUGAUCCAAACGAUUGCAAUUCAUUCCAUAUUGAUAACGUUGGAGCCCCUUCAUCUUUCCGACUCGGCAAUGCCAACGACCGUGUCGAAAUUCAAAAGCCACCUACAAAGGUGCCAUUUGUUGAUCCUAUGCAUCCACACGCGCACCUGAAGCAUGUUCCUGUAUUUUGCUGCCAGUCGCCAACCUGUGUACGAGAGUGCAAGGUUGACUAUAAGUAUGCGACUCGCCAAUUUACAUUGUAUUACUCUCGACAAUCGAUUGAGGAGCUCUUGUACAGUGGUCGCAAACGUGUUUUGCCGCAGACAGAGAAUCCAGAUCAUCGCAUUCCAAUGCUUCUUCUUUCCGGAGCUCGCGUCUACAGGGCCGAGAAGUUGGGAGAGAAUCCGGUCGUACGACUUUUUGUUGGUGAUAUCAUCAAUCGCAAAAAGAAGUAUUGGGAGGUUUUGCCUGGAGGCGCAGUUGAACAGUUGGGAUGGAUUCAUGAGUUAAGAGACACGGUAGCUCCUGCAGACAGAUGUAGUGCUUGGAAGUGCACCACUCAUGGAGAUAUUUGGAAUGUUAGCAUUCUAGACCAUCUUUUCGACAAUGGUGCCGAAAAUACUAGUACACUAGGAACCGACUACGAUAGUGGCUAUGCGAGCUCUUCUAGUAGAAUGGGAAAUUCGUCAAGAAAGGGAUCAUCUACAUAUGGCGACAACAAUACCGCUUUCAAUACGAGUCCUGUCACUCCUGUCAAGUACGUCGGCGACAAUAAUUCGACUUUCAAGAUGAGUCCCGUUACAUCCACCAAGUACCCAUUCGAUGGUUACGAUAUGGGUUUUAACACAAGUCCAACUACACCAACCAACGACCCACCUGGUGAUCAUCGCGGUCCAAAAGCUCCUACUCACAGUCCCAAGCCUCGCCGCAACCGACACCGCAAUCGCAUCCACGGCGCCAACAAGAUGAGUUCAAGCUCCAACAACAAUUCCCUCGAACAAAUCGAGGAAGAUCUCGAGGAAUUCGAGAUCAGCGGCGACGUCGCCGAACUUCUUGAGUUCAAUAGCUACGCCAGUACCAGUGGAUGCGAUUUCAUGCAACCCCAAACUCACAUGUGGGAUGAGGAUCUUCUCAGUGAGGUUAAUACUUUCAUCGCUGAUGGAGUCCACUUUGGCGAAUCUUUUGAGCAUACUAUUGGACACGACUUCAAUGCUAUUUGA